This is a messenger RNA of Vombatus ursinus (common wombat), 2455 nucleotides long. RefSeq names its product tumor necrosis factor ligand superfamily member 13-like. Gene Ontology annotation, cellular component: membrane. The coding region runs from base 752 to 1489 and encodes 245 amino acids. The record is from RefSeq and is a predicted model, not a curated record. Gene Ontology annotation, molecular function: tumor necrosis factor receptor binding; receptor ligand activity. Lineage: Eukaryota; Metazoa; Chordata; Mammalia; Diprotodontia; Vombatidae. The transcript is spliced from 6 exons. Gene Ontology annotation, biological process: positive regulation of isotype switching to IgA isotypes; immune response.
AGCAAACAAGCUGCCCUAGGAGGGCACUUGGGAAGACUGAUCACCUUGUCCAGAGCAGAGAGAAUUUGGCUGGACUAUUUCAGUGUUGUUUCUUUCUGGUAACCUCUUGUAAGAACUUUUCUCUGGAAACAGGAAGUCAAUUGCUUGCCAAGUUCAGCACAGGGAGUAACAGGACAUGUUCCAACACACCCCAGUCCUAGCCAUAACCCCAGAGCUUGGGCCAGUUUAUUGCUUCCAAGUCCUGACCUCCUCCCUCCCCCAUCAUCCCCCGGUGUUAAACUUAUCCCCACCUAAUCUCUUCCCCGACCCAUAAAAGCUGUUUUCCCAUUGCUCAAAUAAGGGAUUCCAUCCAUCCACAAAACUCUCUUCUCCAACUCUAAGUCUCCCUCCCCCAUCUCUGGGGCUGCCCCCACCCCCUCCGUCCCUCCCCUUCAGUCCAUUUUCCCCGAGUAUUGCUGUGUGAUGUGUCUGUCGGCAGCCAUCCUUUCAUUGCCUGGGCGACUGAAACCCAUUCUUUCUCCUCUUGGGGAUGUAAAGGAGGUGUGUGUGGGGGUGGAUCUUGAGGUGAUCAGCAGGUCCAAUUUUGGGGGCACCUGAGAAAUAGGACGAUAUCUUCUUUCCUCCUCCCUCUUUUCUCAAGUUCCCUUUUACUUUUCCCUUGCGUAACUUUCUUCCUCCUUUCUAUCUCUCCCCCCACCUCCGCCACCCUCUGCUGUGACACACAGCUUCUGGCAGGGUCCUCAGGCUAGUCAUGUCUCCUUCUUUGCUAUCUCCCAGGCUACCCCCUGGGCAAAUAGGGGGUCCAAGCCGGGACCCAGCACUCUCGGUUUCCCUUUGGUUGAGUUGGGGGACAGCCUUGGGGGUGGCAGCCUGUGCGGUGGCACUACUAACCCAGCAAGCAGAGCUCCAGACCCUGAGGGGAGAGGUGGCCCAGCUGAAAAGGAAUGGAGGGUCUCAUCAGAAGGGUGACAGGCAGCCCGUGCUGAUCCUCCACAAGCAGGGCACUGAUGAACUGAAGGAAGAGGAAAUGUCUAGAAGAAAGAGAGAAGUCUUCACCCAAGAACAUCAGCACAAGAGAAAACGUUCAGUUCUGCACCUUAUUCCUAUUAACAGUACCUCUAGAGAGGAUUCUGAUGUGACAGAGAUAAUGUGGGAGCCAGCACUGAGGCAUGGUGGAGGUCUGGAACCACAAGGACAUGUUGUUGGAGUCCGGGAGACUGGAAUGUAUCUCCUGUACAGCCAGGUGCUGUUUCAUGAUGUAACCUUCACCAUGGGUCAGGUGGUGUAUCGGGAGGGUCAAGGAAGGGAGAUCCUAUCCCGAUGUGUCUGUAGCAUGCCCUCCAACCUCCACCAGGCCUAUAACAGCUGCUAUACUGCAGGUGUGUUCCAGCUAUACCAAGGGGACAUUUUGAGUCUCACAAUUCCUCGAGCAGGAGCCAAACUUGAUCUCACUCCCCAUGGCACUUUCCUGGGUUUGGUGAAACUUUGAGCAUAGAGAAAAAGAGUGGACAUAUACAUGCUCAAGAUAGCCAAGGGGUAGACUAGGCAGAGGGCUAGUACUUUAGAACAGAGACUAAUUCCUGAUUUUGAUGUAAUUCUCUUCCUGUUUUCCUUCUAUUCUUCCCUCUUUUCUCCCCACUCCUAUGGACAAACUUAGGGGGGAAGGAUAAAGAACCUGAUCUCUUUAUCACCUUCCGGGCCCCAAUUCUUUUUGGCAUCCUAUUCACCAACCUAUCUUGUACCACUGGAAUUCUUCCACAACAGCAGUACCGCCUAGUGGCAAGUUAGGGACAUUACCCUCUUAGCUCACCUUAACUCCACAACACCUCACUCCAAAAUAUUAAAUAUAUUCCCAGUUUCCCAUAUUGCAUAAUUCCUGAUUUCAGAGUCCAUUUCUUACACAUUUUAUAAUGCCUCAUUUUUCACCUGGUGCACCAUUCUCAAAUUUGUACACUCCAUAUUUCAUUUUCCUUAUUGUAAAAGCAUUUAUACAGCAGUUACACCCUUUGGACCUCAGUUUUCUCAUCUGUAAAAUGAAAAGACUGAACUGCAUAACCUCAGAGAUCUAAAUCUGUGAUCCUAAGAUCUAUUUGCAUAAGGUUAUACACUUGGCAACAUCAUAGAAUUAUAGAACUUAGAGCCAGAAGAUUUUACAAAUAAGGAAACGAGUCCAAAGACACAGGUAUUAAGUAGCCAUCUCCCUUUAUCCUUCCAUACCACAUUCCUUCCCUUGCAUACUUCAUUUAGAUUCUUUCUUGCUCUUCUGGCACGAUGCUCCAUCCAUAUCACUAACUAGACUUUACCUGACACUUGAAGACAUCUAUGUGGACUUCACACCAUAUCUAAACUUUGCCUAGCCUCCACAGCCAUUCCUUGAUGGGCUCUCCUUUUCUGUUUAUCCAUCACUCAGCCUGAAUAAGUAUCAAAUAAAAGUGAAUGUAGCAGUCGGCUCCGA